Messenger RNA from Anopheles nili, 1457 nucleotides. RefSeq lists its product as uncharacterized. The record is from RefSeq and is a predicted model, not a curated record. Gene Ontology annotation, molecular function: small GTPase binding. NCBI's taxonomy places the organism in Eukaryota, Metazoa, Arthropoda, Insecta, Diptera, Culicidae. Gene Ontology annotation, biological process: vesicle cytoskeletal trafficking. The coding region runs from base 1 to 1335 and encodes 444 amino acids. The transcript has 7 exons. Gene Ontology annotation, cellular component: trans-Golgi network.
AUGGCAGCAGAGGUCACUUCGGGUGACACGAUGGAGGAACCGGUGGAAAAGUGCAGCUGCUCGUCGCAGCAGGCGGACACCCUUGCCCAGCUGAGUAUCCUUGAACAGGCCAACGAAACCCUACAAAAAAAGCUCGACGGGUACGUGCGGGACAACGAGAAUCUGGUUAUUAAGUACGCGUUCGUCGAAAAGAAGGUACUCGACCUGAAGGCAGUGGUCGAGGAGAAGGAAUCAAAGAUCAAAAAGCUCGACCAUGAAGCCAGCGGUCUGCAGCGCCAGAUUGGCACGCUCAAAGCGGAAAAGGCUAAGCUGCAGAAAAACAUCGAAUCGAAGCAUCGGGAUGUUAUACGCCUUGGCAAGGACCUCGAGGGGAGUCGGCAAUACGCGGGUCAGGUUGAGAUUCGGCACAGUAACGUCACCUGCCGGCUGCGCCAGGAAAUGACGAAUCGAACGCACCUCGAGACGGAAGUGGCUAAUUUGCGUCAACAGUUAUUGCAGCACGUUAUCGCGGAGGAGACGCACCAAGCGAGCGAGCAGGUGGCGGAGAUGGAGCGAAAGGUGAUGGAACUGCAGGCCCGGGAAAUCAUGCUGAAGCACGCGAACGAUGAGCAGACGACUAGAAUUGGAGCCUUACAACGGGCAAAUGCUGAACAGCGAGAUGCAGCCGACCGACAGGAGAAAAAGUACCAAACAGCAAUCCAGGCGUUGAAGGAUGGUGAAGUGACAAACGGACAGCUAAGCCAACAAAUAAACCAAUUGCGGGAGGACUUCCAACGGCAGGUGGAUCGGAUCCGCGAGUUAGAGCAGCAAGUUGAAACAGCCGCUCAAGCCGCGCAGGAGUCAGUUCGGAUGGAACGGCUUGUGGCCGAUCAGCAGGUCGAACUGGAGCAGAUUGGUGCCACACUUGACGAACACCGAAAAGAGCUAGAGGGACUGAAAGCACGUGAGCUCGAACUUCUGGCCCUGAACAAGGACCUCAGCGGUGUCAACUGCCUGUUGCAGCAGGAGAUCGCUUCCCAAGAAGCGAAGACUAUCGCGAUAACGCUCGAGUACGGCAAAUUUGUCACCGUUUGUCAGGAAUACGAUACACAAAUCGCCAGCCUGGCCGGAUCACUUGCUGUUGAACGUCAGAAUCGAGCAGAGGAGCGUCUACUAAUGGCGAAACAUAUCGCUGAUCGAACAAGGAAGCUAGAACAAGCCGAGGGUUCCCUACAGCAGACGCUGAAUGAAUUGGAGGCCAAUCGGAAGAAGUACUUUGCGCUCGCGAAGGACUUUAAGCGCGAAAUGAAAAACGUUCGCCAUGUUGUGGACGCUAAUAUUGGACAGCAGCAGUAAAGAAAAGAAAUGCUAUUUUUGCCUUCGGGAAUGUAUUUAUUUAUUUAAAUGAGAAGUUAAUACAACGUGAGUACACGUAUCAGAUCUCUGAGCUUCCGAGGGCGAUAUUGCGAAGCAAACAA